Molecule: messenger RNA, 2073 nt
Organism: Erythranthe guttata (spotted monkey flower)
Lineage: Eukaryota; Viridiplantae; Streptophyta; Magnoliopsida; Lamiales; Phrymaceae
Gene: XK-2
Product: xylulose kinase-2
Biological process (GO): D-xylose metabolic process; xylulose metabolic process; phosphorylation
Cellular component (GO): cytosol
Molecular function (GO): D-xylulokinase activity
Source: RefSeq, a predicted model, not a curated record
UUUUAAUUUUUAUCCAUUUGACAAGUUCUCGCCAAGUCACUCUGUUUAUCCUUAUCCUUAACAAAAUUAAUUUCUUAUCAAAAUCUCAUUAUUAUUAAUUAAUACAUAAGUUUCUCAUAAUCUGCUAACACCCUAAUUCCUCUGAUUUUGAUUCGAUUGAUUUCGUUUCUCCUCUUUCACUGUGGCAUAGCUUCUUCCAUUCUCACUAACAAUGGAGAAUUACUCUCUUCCUCAAGGCUCUUAUUUUCUCGGAUUUGACAGCUCCACUCAGUCUUUGAAGGCAACUGUAUUAGAUGCAAGCCUGAACAUUGUAGCUAAGGAGAUUGUCAACUUCGAUUCCGGAUUGCCCCAUUACAAGACCAAAGAUGGUGUUCUUCGCGACCCUUCCGUCAACGGCCGAAUCGUUUCGCCCACCAUAAUGUGGGUCGAAGCAUUAGACCUAAUUCUUCACAGGCUCCAAGAAUCGAAUUUCGAUUUCGGGAAAGUCGUUGCUGUUUCCGGCAGUGGACAGCAGCACGGCAGUGUUUACUGGAAAAACGGCAGUUCCGAAAUAUUAUCUUCGUUGGACCCGAAAAAAACAAUGGUGAGUCAACUCGGUGACGCCUUUUCUGUGAAGGAAUCGCCUAUAUGGAUGGAUAGCAGUACUACGGAACAAUGUAAGGCGAUUGAAAAGGCAGUUGGUGGUGCUUUGGAGCUGUCGAAGCUUACUGGUUCACGUGCUUAUGAAAGAUUUACGGGCCCACAAAUUCGGAGGAUAUUCGAGACGCAGACCGAGGCUUAUGAGAAUACGGAGAGGAUUUCGUUAGUUAGCUCGUUCAUGGCUUCUCUUCUUAUUGGGAGUUAUGCUUGUAUUGAUCAAACUGAUGGUGCUGGGAUGAAUUUGAUGGACAUUAAAGAGAGAGAUUGGUCGAAAACUGUUUUGGAGGUCACAGCACCGGGAUUGGAGAAAAAACUUGGGAAAUUAGUUCCUGCAUAUGCUGUAGCUGGUUCUAUUGCUCCUUAUUUUGUGGAGAGGUAUCACUUUGACAAAAACUGUUUAAUCGUUCAGUGGUCUGGUGAUAAUCCAAACAGCUUAGCAGGUUUAACCCUCAACAGUCCUGGUGAUCUGGCAAUCAGUCUUGGCACUAGUGACACUGUCUUUGGGAUCACUGCAGAACACAAGCCAUGCUUAGAAGGGCAUGUUUUUCCUAAUCCAGUUGAUAUAAAAGGCUAUAUGGUUAUGCUGUGCUAUAAGAAUGGUUCUCUCACCCGUGAAGAUAUACGUAACAAGUGUGCAGAUAAAUCUUGGGAUGUUUUCAACUCAUUUUUACAGCAGACGCAACCUUUAAAUGUUGGAAAAUUAGGAUUUUAUUACAAAGACCAUGAAAUUACUCCUCCCCUCCCAGUUGGAUACCAUCGCUAUGUUCUUGAGAAUUUCAAUGAGAACACAUUGGAUGGAGUAAAAGAACGUGAAGUUACGGAAUUUGAUGCUGCCUCUGAGGUACGAGCAUUAGUGGAGGGUCAGUUUCUGUCAAUGAGAGCUCAUGCCGAAAGAUUUGGAAUGCCUUCACCACCAAAACGGAUAAUUGCUACAGGCGGAGCAUCGGCUAAUAACAGCAUUCUCGGCUCCGCAGCUUCAAUUUUUGGUUGCGAUGUCUACAAAAUCGAAAGCUCAGACUCGGCUUCAAUGGGAGCUGCACUAAGGGCUGCUCAUGGUUGGUUGUGCAACAAAAAGGGCAACUUUGUCCCAAUUUCCUGCAUGUAUAUGGACAAGUUGCAAACGACGUCUCUAAAAUGCACGCUAGCAGUUGCUGCUGGAGACGAAGGACUUACGUCCAAGUACGGUUUGUUGAUGAAGAAAAGGGCGGAAAUUGAGAAUGGUCUGGUCCUGAAACUAGGACGAAUGUGAAUAUUUAUACUUGCUAGGAAGCUAGAAUUCCAUCCAUUUACUUUUCUUUCUGAAAAAAAAAUAUUUAAUUUUGUUCUCUUCUGGUUUUUAUCACAAUAAUCCGAACUGUGAAUAAUGAAAAAGGAGUGGCUUGAGCGUCAGCCGUGACUAUCUUUUGUCGAAUAGAGUUUUUUCUUUCUUCUUUA